UUGUUUUUAUGAAUAGGGAAUUAUUUAAAAUUUGAAGAAUUUACUUUUUUGACUGAGUAGAAAAAAAGAUAAAGAACAAACAUGCAUCGACUGUUAUUUUUCAUUGGUAUCGUUUUUACGGUUUGUCGACAAGCACAUGGUGACUGCAAUACCGUUAUCAAAGAUCUAAACAUUGUCAGUGAAAGAAUCCUUGAGUACAACGGGUGCGGAGACUUGGCAGCGGCUGUAGCUGACCCAUCGUUCCCUACUUUCCCUGACAUGGAUAGUUCUGAUGCCUCUGCUAAAGCGAUCGAAUUUGUGAAGAGUGCUGCGGCAUGUUCUGGAUGCGGCGAUGUUGAUGAAAGCAAAGUUACACCCGAAGUGGUUGCCGACCUCGUCAUUUCCAUUCUAGACACUGGCAUGAAGGAAGCAUGGAAAAAAGUAUCUAAAGCGGAAGGGUUCGGCACCACUUACCUGCUGGCAAAGCCUGAUAAGGUAAAGAAAGAUUCGUAUAAGACGGAAAUUGCAAACCGAUGUGACAACUUAGUUGCUAACGCGCAAGGGUUGCAAGAUGAGUACGACAAACUUGGAAGCAAGGCAGCAGACUAUGGAAAAAAGGACGCGAAAAACUUCAUCAAAGCAGCAAAUGAAUUUUUGAACGGCGAUGGCGCACCAAAGAGCGGCGCGAAGAAUAAAAAAGCACCGGGUUCGGGAACAUCGCUCAAUUGCAAAAAUCCAAAAUAACACCAAACAAGGCACUGAAUCAAUAACUGUUAGAAAUAAAGUAAUUUUUUUUUUUCAUUAAUUUUGUGGGGCAUGGUGGGGCACUGUAAGAAAGUACUGUAUAAGAAAUAAUCGUGAUUUUAAAUUGACCACCUAAUUACAACACAUACUUGUUUGGUUGAAUUAUUGCCAGCUUAAUUACUGUAAAAAACAUUGAAUUUUACACUAUAUUUCUAACAGCACGACAACUCAAUGAAUAUGACCAAAACUUUAUAUUGUUUCAGAACCUAUCUUUUGAUUGUUUUAAUUUUUUCUAAUAAUCAAUAACUCUGAAUAAAAACCUACAUCUCUGAGUAAUUUUGGGUUUUCGUGUAAAUGAAUUAACGUCUACUAUAACAACAUUUGUUAAUACCGAUAAAUAUUUUGAUAUAAUAUAUAUAUGUCUUAGCAUAUAUCAUUAUUUGGCCGGUUCUGAUGCAAUAUCUAUUUUUUUUUAUUUCGCUUUCAAUUCGGCCUGCUCUUAGUUUGCAAUACCUUAGCUAUGCUUCUGCUUACACUAUAAGAAAACACUGCGUUUUAUAUUGACACUGCCUGCCGUAACACAAUCGUUGAGGUCCACUAAUAAUGUCUUUUGAUGGAAACAUCGAAUUUACAACUUUUAUAACUUACUUCAAACCUUUUAGUUUAUAUAUAUUAUAAUGUCAAAGCAUAUCAUCAAACUCAAUUCCAUUUCAAGUACAAUACCUCGAAGCAGCUUCUUGCGCAUGCAUGAGAUUUUCUCGCAAAUAACUCCCCGUUAAUCAGAAAAACAGGCUUUACCGUCGUAUAUAAAUUGUCCGUGUUUUCUUACAAGUGAUUUUUGCUUCUUUAUCUCCUAAUCAUAAUCGACCAAUUUACGAUCAGCAAUUUUUUUAAAUAUGCUCGAUGGUUUUGAUUAGCCGGAUACGAUUUUCAGAUAAAAAUUUUGCCGCUUUAUCUGCUCCGCUAUGCUUUAUAAAAAGAUAUUGAGAUUUGCUUUUUUGAGAAAAAAGUCUCGCUUUUUAAAUUAAAAUACAUAUUAUUAUAAAUCAUAAUAUUAUAAACAAUUUACUCGAUACAUCCAAGAAUCAAAUUUGGGUUGUUUCCUCUACAUAGUGUAUUUAUAUGUUCUCUUCAAAUUUAUCUAACAAGUUGCAAUUUCUGUUUUAUAUUGUGUUCUUCUUCUGAAUCUUACCAAUUUCAGAUUGCAAGACUUUAUUUUUCAGUCAAAUCUCGACAACUUAGCGCUCUGCUUUUAGUUUUAGUUGCAAUAAAUUAAAUUCCCUGCGCA
Molecule: messenger RNA, 2011 nt
Organism: Styela clava
Lineage: Eukaryota; Metazoa; Chordata; Ascidiacea; Stolidobranchia; Styelidae
Source: RefSeq, a predicted model, not a curated record